Molecule: messenger RNA, 1895 nt
Organism: Cottoperca gobio
Lineage: Eukaryota; Metazoa; Chordata; Actinopteri; Perciformes; Bovichtidae
Gene: syap1
Product: synapse associated protein 1
Exons: 9
Coding region: 116-1204 (362 amino acids)
Biological process (GO): TORC2 signaling; regulation of short-term neuronal synaptic plasticity
Cellular component (GO): Golgi apparatus; nucleus; cytoplasm
Source: RefSeq, a predicted model, not a curated record
AGAAGAAGAAAACCUGUCGCUUUAGUUCCUGGUUGCUUAAAGUCAAGAAUCACCCUCUGUUCAGGUUGUUGUUUUUCUCAUCUUUAAGCUAAACGGUCGCUUUAUUUCGACCAAUAUGUUUAAAGGUUUCGGGACGUGGUUGGGUUUGGAGAACCAGACGUACACGAAGACGUCGGACGACAAAGAAGACCUGAAUGUGGAGCAGGAAGAAAAGGUAGUGGAAGCACAAAACGAGGUAAACAAACAGCAAGCAGCUGAUCAUGAAGAACCAGAGGCAGACCAAGAAGACUCUGAGCACGUCAAAGGACUCGGUGAUUACAUCUUCAGUUUUGCCUCCAGUGCCACCAAGAAGAUCUCUGAGUCAGUGGUGGAGACAGCACAGACCAUCAAGAAGACAGUGGAAGAAGGGAAGAUCGAUGGCAUCAUAGACAAGACUUUCCUAGGAGACUUUCAAAAAGAGCAAGAAAAGUUUGUCCAAGAGAAGAAGGCAAGAAAAUCAGAUGCAGCGGUGCCUCCCUGGGUCGGCUACAAUGAGGAAGAGACGAUCCAGCAACAGAUCCUUGCUCUGUCAGCUGACAAGAGAAAUUUCUUGCGCGACCCUCCCGCUGGUGUUCAGUUCCACUUCGACAUUGAGCAGAUGUAUCCUCUGGCUGCAGUGAUGCUGGAGGAAGACCAGCUCCUCAACCGCAUGCGCUUCGACCUGGUUCCUAAACACGUGAAAGAGGAGGUUUUCUGGAGGAAUUAUUUCUACCGGGUGUCUCUGGUCAAGCAGUCGGCUCAGCUCACAGCACUGGCAGCCCAGCAGCAGCAGAAGGACGGUGAGGACAGAGCGGCCGGGCUUUCACCUGAGGACGUCGUCUUAACAGACAAUGUCAGACCAAAAACUCCACCAGUUUCUAUCAGCGACAUCCAGGAGCCAGCUCAAGAAGAAGAGGAGGAGAUGUCGACGAGUCCAGGAGUGUCCGAGUUUGUGAGCGAUGCUUUCGACUCAACAAGCAUCAACCAGGAGGACCUGAGGAAAGAGAUGCAGCAGCUGGUGCUGGAUAAGAAGGAGAGCCUCCCAUCUCCCGAUGACGAGUCAGCAGACUGGGAGAAGGAGCUGCAGCAGGAGCUUCAGGAGUACGAGGUGGUGUCUGAGUCGGACAACAGAGACGACCAGUGGGAUCAAGAGAUCGAGAUGAUGCUCCAGGCCAACGCCAGCUAGAUGAGUUCUACUUGUCUGUCUCCUUCUCUGUGAGCUGGCCCAGAAUGGAGGAGUUAGUGCACUGGUGAUGCACAAGGGGGAUGAACUUCGACAUUCUCUGCCCCACCCAACUGUGAUUACUAUCUUGUAAACAUCCUCCUGUACCUAAUGAAGGUGUAGAGCCAAUAAAUAGCAAGAGCGUGUCACCUGCUGGAAACAGUGCAGACCUUAGUAAAGUGCUACUUCAUUGCUCCUUCCUAAAUUACUUUUAUCUACUCGCUGUCCUCUACCCUCUCUCUCUCUCUCUCUCUCUCUCUCUCUCUCUCUCUCUCUCUCUCUCUUUUCUGACAAGGAAAAGCCUCUAGAGGGCGCUCCAGUACAAGUACAGUGAAGUUUAUAAUGAAGGCGGCUUGCUUGAAAUUACAUAAAAUGUUUACUCUUGCUUCCACUGCUGCUUACUGGGUGGGUUGUACAGUAAAGUCUUGGUAUAGCUGUAGUUCAGUAAAGAUACAUUUAUGUAAAUAAAGAGGAUUCUAACACUAUACUUUACUUCAAGUUGCACUUCCCUUUCAUUACAUCUGCUUAUUUUACAUUUUGUACCGCAAACUCCUGUGUUCAUGUCUGCAAUGCUUUGUUUCUCUGCAACUGAAAUACUGUACAUUUUCUGUUCAAACCUGUCAUCCUUUAAUAAAUAUGUAUCUGUUAUUAUUGA